UGUCAUGAGGAUGGCAAAGGUAUUAUACGAAUAAAUACAAACGUUCGUACAUGUGGGUAUAUAAGCAUAUUCUAAGUUAUACUAACACACGUAUGUAUUUGUAAAUAUUCCCAACCACUAAAAUAGACAAGUCGUAAAAAACGUUAGAUACCGGGAAAUAAAUAAAUGCAUAAUCAAAUGUUUGUGAAAUAUCUGCGUCGCUGAUUUAUUUGAUCUGGAAUUGACACUCGCCCUACUUGCGUAUACUGAACUCCUGCCGUGAUUUACAUGCCCACUUCAGGUAUAAAAACGAUAGUAAAUCUUCACAGUUCAUCAGUUGUUUUCUGCAAUCCUUGGAGAGCUUUCAUAUUUCAUUGCAACGCACUUAAAUAAAAAACAUAAAAUGGUCAAGCUUUUGUGCAUUGCUCUCGCUUUAACUUUGAGCUCGAUAUUCAUUUCAUCUCAAGCUCUGCCAACUCCGGAUGAGGACCGUUUCAUGGAAAAAGAAUACAACCGCGAAUUAUUAAAUUGGCUCAACUCAAUGCAGUACCCACAGCCCUAUGCCGUGCCUUGCAAAUACUAUCCAAUCAACAGUUUGACAGGACCAGUACCUAAAAGAAAUUCCGAAUUGAUCAAUUCACUUCUUAGCCUGCCAAAGAGUAUGAACGAGGCUGGAAAGUGAAUCACUCGUGCA
Molecule: messenger RNA, 673 nt
Organism: Ceratitis capitata (Mediterranean fruit fly)
Lineage: Eukaryota; Metazoa; Arthropoda; Insecta; Diptera; Tephritidae
Product: protein PDF
Exons: 2
Coding region: 383-661 (92 amino acids)
Biological process (GO): response to light stimulus
Cellular component (GO): extracellular region
Molecular function (GO): hormone activity
Source: RefSeq, a predicted model, not a curated record